Molecule: messenger RNA, 3514 nt
Organism: Phanerochaete carnosa HHB-10118-sp
Lineage: Eukaryota; Fungi; Basidiomycota; Agaricomycetes; Polyporales; Phanerochaetaceae
Exons: 26
Coding region: 146-3298 (1050 amino acids)
Biological process (GO): response to oxidative stress
Molecular function (GO): oxidoreductase activity, acting on paired donors, with incorporation or reduction of molecular oxygen; iron ion binding; peroxidase activity
Source: RefSeq, a predicted model, not a curated record
CCGUCUUCAACUAGAUGAUGCAUGGAAACCCCCCUGUGUAAGGUUGAUCUAUGCUCUCGUGCCUUUGCGCAAUCCGCAUAUAUGGGAACGCGAGUUUGCCCCACAUGUUGUUCUCGCUCACCACUCCCUUUCCCCGGCACACAGAAUGACCACCCCGUCGAUCAAAUUACCAUCGAAACUGCAUUCGUCGGAGGGCGAUCACUCCGGUGGAAGCCUGAAAAUUCUUGACGAGUUUCGCGAAACCGUCAAGAGAGAUGUAUCCUUCGUAGAUGUCUCAGCGCUGCCAGGAAUUAUCGACGCUCUCAAACACAACAGUGCGAUAGACGAUAGAAAAAUGCUCCUUGAGCAUAUUCUAAUGUUCAUAUCUAAACUUCCGGAGGGAACGGUUUCAACCAAGCUACAGAACCUUGUCAUUGAGCUCCUGUAUAACGAUCUCCCGCACCCUCCAAGUACAUAUCUCGGCCAGCAGUACGCCUGGCGCACUGCCGACGGCUCGUAUAACAACAUCUGCGAGCCAGACAUGGGCAAGGCAGGAAUGCCUUACUCGCGCAGCGUUCAGCAAACGCAUCCGCUUGCGACCAGAGACUUGCCAGACGCUGGCUUAGUCUUUGACACGCUUCUCCGCCGAGAAAAGUUCGUUAAGCACCCGGCUGGCUUGUCGAGCAUGAUGUUUUCCUUUGCUGCGCUGGUCAUUCAUAGCGUCUUUCGCACCUCUCACGAGAACGUGAAUAUCAAUGAGACAUCCUCCUACCUCGACCUCGCGCCACUGUAUGGAUGCAACCAGGAGGCACAGAACAAGAUUCGCGUGAGGGACGGCCGGGGUUUACUUUACCCCGAUACGUUCGCAGAAGAUCGUCUCUUGCUGUUGCCCCCGGCAGUAGCCGUUCUCCUUUUACUGUUCAGCAGGAACCAUAACUAUAUCGCCCGAAAGCUGUUGGAAAUCAACGAACGCGACACGUACACUGACCCGGAUCAUAUCCCUGCAGAUGACCCGCAGCGCUCGGCAAAGAUCCUCGCACAAGAGGAAGAGAUUUUCCAGACUGCUCGCCUGAUCAAUUGUGGAUGGUUCGGUUCCGCGAUCCUCUCAGAUUAUUUCAGCGCAAUCCUGGGUUUGGUGCGGCAGGGUAGCAGCUGGAGCUUGAAUCCGUUCGGAGAAAUCCGUCAGGAGGACCAUUCUCUGUUCGAGCGUGCGCGUGGAAACGCAUGCAGUGUCGAGUUCAACUGUCUCUAUCGCUGGCACGCUACCACAUCAGAGCAUGACGAACAAUGGGUCGAGCAGCUGACAAGACAUCUGUUCGGUAACCGCAGCCCUGAUACCAUCUCCAUGGCAGACCUAAAACAAGCCAUGCAGAAAAUACAGGCGCAGGAGCCCGAUGCCACACACUGGACAUUUGGUAACAUGCAAAGGCAGGAGGACGGGUCGUUCAAGGACGAAGAGCUUGCGGCGAUUUUAAGGGCGGCAACGCAGCACCCCGCCGGUGCAUUCAAGGCUCGUGGAACACCCCACUGUAUGCGCCUCCAUGAGAUCAUGGGAAUUGAGGCGAGCCGUCGUUGGGGCCUCUGCUCUUUGAACGAUUUCAGGAAGUUCUUGGGGUUGAAGCCUUACUCGUCGUUCUUGGAAUGGAACCCGGAUCCUGAAGUGGCUGCAGCAGCUGAGAAGCUGUACGGUGACAUCGGCCAUCUCGAACUAUACACUGGUCUCCAGGCUGAGGAGACCAAGCCUGUCGUCGAUGGUGCAGGAGUUUGCCCCUCGUACACCAUUAGUCGAGCCAUUCUCGCCGACGCCAUCGCUCUGACUCGCGGUGACCGCUUCUUCACCGCCGACUAUACGCCCUUCAAUAUGACCUCCUGGGGCUUUGCCGACUGUCAGCGUGACGCAAAAGCGCCAGGGUACGGAAGCACGCUCGGCCGCCUCCUCAUGCGUGCCCUCCCGAAUCACUACACCGCCAACAGCACCUACACUUGGUUCCCGCUGAUGACUCCCGAGGCAAUGCAGACUAUCCUUACGAAGCUCGGAGACAUUGAUCUCUACAAUUUGAAGCUUCCCAGCCCUGUGCAGAAUGCAGUCGAAGUUGACGAAUACAGAGACGCGACGCACGUCUUGGUCAGCGGAAACUUCGGCGCGCUGUACCAGGAGAGGGCUGGACGAGUAAUCGAGGGCCAAGGAUUCUUCCUUGCCUCAAACGACCCGGCGCGCGCCCAGCGCGAGCAACGUGCCAUGCUUGGUGCACUUGCCGGCGCCCCUGGGUCCGUCGAGAAGAUUGCGGAGUUUUUCUACAGGAAGACGCGCGAGAUGAUGGUCAGCGAGGCAUGGACCGGGGUCGGGAGGUCGACGAAGAGCGUCGACGUUGCCCGUGACGUGCUGAAGUAUGUCCCCAUCUACUGGGCGUGUGAAGUGGCUGGUAUUCACCUAAACAACAAUGACUCCGAGGACGGAUACACUCCGGCCAAGCUGUAUACCAUGCUCACUGAGAUCUACGAGUUUCUCUUCUUGGACUUCGACUCCUAUAAGUACCUCACCCUGCUGAAGACGGCCCAAAGGCAUAUCGAUGUUCUGCUCAGACAGAUCAAGGGGCCGCAAGCUAACAGCGGAUUUUCCUUGUUCAGCAUCUUUUCCUUUUUCGCUAAGCUCUUUGGAGGCGGUCAGAAGUCCGAAGGGGAUCUGUCGGCGCGCUUUACUUCCCUUGGAUAUGACAACGACACCUUGGCGAACUCGAUCCUUGCGAUUCUAGUCGGCUGCACUGUCGAGAUGUCUCAAGCACUCGUCCAUGUCGUUAACUUCUACCUCGACGAGGGAAUGACUGGCCAGGUCAAGAUCUCCACUACUAAUGCACGACCAGAUGGGAAAGACCAAGAAACGAUGCAGGGCAUUGCGGUGGAAGCGCUGCGCCUGGACCCCCCGUUCGCUGGUGUCUAUCGUGAGGCACUGACUGCUCAAAAUGUUAACGACCGCUCUGUUGAAACUGGUGGCAAGGUUUUCGUUAACAUCGCCAAGGCGAACAUGGACCCCGACGUCUUCAAGGACCCAGCUUCUGUAAAGCCGAACCGCUCGCCGAAGGAUCGGUACCUUGCUGCUGAUGGCUCAGUACAAUGCCUAGGCUUUGAUCUCUCUUCAAAGAUCGUCGCGGAGGUGCUCCGCGCUGUCUUCAGCUUCCCCAAUGUUCGUCGUGCUCCGGGACAGUCGGGUGUGCUCAAGCGCUUCAAGCCGGACACGAUCAAGACUAGUUCCUGGAUGUACCUCAACCAUGAGCAGCUGCCAAGCCCUUGGGCAACAUCCAUGAUUAUCCAAUACGACUAAGACGGAUUUUACGGUCUGAUGAUCUCUGAAAUCGCCGAUGAUUCCUUCUACCGCAUUUUUGAAAGCUGUUCUUCAUCAUGUAUGUUACAACAUCGUCUCUGCAGCCUUUAUCCAAAUAGCCAGUGGAUUGUUGACAAAUUCUGCUGUGGGGGCAGGUUGACAUCUGCUGGGUUAUCUUGUCAUUCUGCGAGGGUUUCCAAAUAACUUUCAUUUAAC